Messenger RNA from Bacillus rossius redtenbacheri, 2239 nucleotides. RefSeq names its product transmembrane protein 59-like. The coding region runs from base 227 to 961 and encodes 244 amino acids. The record is from RefSeq and is a predicted model, not a curated record. Lineage: Eukaryota; Metazoa; Arthropoda; Insecta; Phasmatodea; Bacillidae. The transcript is spliced from 7 exons.
AUUCUUUUGUCUAGAUAAUAUAACAUAUCAAUUAUUUAUAUUUCAAGUAAAGAACGUAAGGAAUUUUUGAAAUAUCUCAGAUCAAUACUCUACUUUUUGCUGUUUGGUGACACUGUUAAAUCAAGAAUAUUGCGGCUGUUUUGGUCAAAUCAGUUAUUGAUGUGAUGAAAGUUGUAUGUAAUAAUUUAGAUCUUUUGUCAUUCUGUACUAUGUGCUUUUAAAAACAAUGAGUAAACUAGCGUCGUAUGCUGUAUUCGUUUUCUUAUUUUGCAAAUGCGUGGACUCAGAUUUGUUUUAUGACGUUUUACGAAAGGUAGAUCCAUGUGAAGCGUUUUGUGAAAAAACGUAUCCACAAUCAAGUAAGCUCGGCUCGUGUUGCCGUCGCGGCUGCCGCUUCUUCAGCCUGAUCUACUUGGUGGAGGACCGGACGCACGUCGACCUCAACUCUACCAGGAACACCUGCCAGGCCUCAUGCCUGGAGGCGUACGGGCACACGGGAGACCGACAUGCGUGCGACGGGGGAUGCACGAGCAUGGCUUGCCAGAAACAAACGGAGCUGCUGUCGCAGAUCGACUGGUCGCUGUACGUCGAAGAUGGUAACAUGAUCGUGUUCGAACCAGGAGACCUGGAGCCGGACGACGUCUUGACGGAUCCCGGGCUGAGGCGCCAGCUGAGCCGGGGCUGGGCCCCGGGUGACGACCGCCUGCCCGAGACACACAUCAGGACUCUGCCCGUCGCUGCCGAGGACGCGGGACGCGCGUUGGGGCGCGGCUGGCCGGACUGCUUCGCGCUGCGGACGCGGCUGCCCGUGCUCGCCGUGGCGCUGGCCGUGGCGCUCCCUGCGCUGCUGGCCUUGUGGCUGUGGCUGGCGCCGGGCCUGCGGGCGGUGGCAGCACUGGCCGACUACAAGCACCCCCUGGACCAGCCGCCCAAGUGCUCGCUGCUCGUUGACAACGUGUAGCCGGCAGACCGGGUAGCUUCGAGCAUAGGUAUCCGCUGUAAACUUCGAACAUCCACAUGGUUGUGUCACGUGAGUUUACAAUUAUUUUAAGUUUAGGCAAUAAGUACAGUGUUGUUGAUUCAGAAAGUACAUACAUAUUACAGUACCUAUGUUACUCACUUUGUAAAUUACCAUUAUUGUUCAUUCCAGCAUGAAUUAUUUGUUCCAUUGUAAUACAAGUGUUAUCUGAAGAAUUGUUAUGCAGGUGUAUUUGACAGAGCUAAGAGUGGUUUAAGUGCAAAUUUAUGUGUAUGUUACAUUUUUUUUAAUGCUGUUUAGUUUCAACACUUGGACAAAUGAUUUGGGUGAAAACAUGGAGUGUAUGGGCUAGCGUGCCCUUGCAGAACUUCGUUAUUUGAAAACAAGUAAAAAAUGAAUUCCAGUCAUGGCAAGUUGCUCACUUAGUAAAUGCUAGUUUCUAGAUGAAUGCACCGUUGCUCCGAGAUCAAGACAGUUUUUCGACAUACGAUUGAAACUAUAUUGUACAGAAAAAAAUAAAAUUUUGUAGCUACAAUAUACACACGAUCUCUACUAUCAAUACUCAUGGGUGUGAUACGAAACAUGGCUACAAUUUUUCUGACAAAAACUGAAAAGCAAAUCGGUUUUAAACUAAGUCAAGGUUAGUACCAUAUUCAAAUGAAAUUUAAGACAAAUGUUUUUCAUUAAAAAAAAAAACCUCCUAAAAAAUUAGGGGUCAUCUUAUAACCAAGAGCAAAAUUUAAAAAAUAAAUAAAUAAGAAUAUCUAAUGACAUUAAAUAUUAGUUAAGUAUUUUUAAUUUGUAUAGAGAUUGGGGCAUGCAUAUACAUAUUUACACAUAUAUGUACUUAUUUGCAGUGAUUUCCUAUUGGGGGUGGGGGAUCAUCAUACAAUAUGGUUUGACUUAUUUUCAGGUGAAUUCGGUAAUUUAGUUAAAGUGUAAGAGGUUAGGAGUAAAGUUGCUGGCGUGGUCGGGUAGUCUGUAAGAGCAAAGAAAAUGGUAGUAUAGUUCUAUUGACUUUAAUUUUCUAAAUAUAAACUUGACAGUACUUGACCAUGACUUAUAGAGCAUCUCCCUCUUUGAUUGCAGAGUGGAAGUAAAUGGAUGCUUUUUUUCUGUCUCUUUAACACAUACCGACUGCUAUUAGCACUGUCCUUGUUACAUCAUGCGCUGUUGCCAUAUUUUAUACAAAUUUAAAAUUGUAAGUUUUGGACAAUGUUUUUUUUUUCAUGUUGUUUUUUUUUUGCAUAUUGUGUAGCA